GAGCUGCCUGCCGCGGCUGCGGCUCUGCCUGCCUGAUAAACGAAGAGAAACCAACGGGAAGCAGAGGCAGACGCCGCUCGCGCUCGCUCGCUCCCUCCCCCUGCCGUUCGUUUCAUCAGACGACGCACGCACGCACGUCCCGCGAAUCCGCGAUUCGCCUCCCCCUGUCCACCUCCCGUUCCGCUCGCUCCACCCGACCCCCGCAUGCUGCCUCCUCCCCGUCGCCUCGUCGUCGUCGCCGCCGCCGCCUAGCUACGUCCCCGACGACGCCAUGGCCGCCGAUUCCGACAGAGGGGAGGGGGAUUUGGAGAUUGAGAUUGGGCCGGCGUCGCCUGUGGAGGAGGGAGGGGCGGGCGACGACGGCCGGCCGGCGCUGGAGGCGAGCGGCUCCGGGAAGCGGCUGGACCAGUCGCCGCCCGGGGUGGUGAGGCGGCCCGGGCUGGUGAUGUCCAACUCCGCGAAGCGGUUGGACCAGUCGCCGGCGGCGUCGCCGUCGCCGUCGCGGCCGGUGCUGGUGAUGUCCCACUCGAGCAACCGGCUGGACCAGUCGCCGGCGCGGCCGGUGCUGGUGAUGUCGCGCUCCAGCAACCGGCUGGACCAGUCCCCGGCGUCGUCGCCAGCGUCCUCCAGGGGCUCGGUGCUGGUGAUGUCCGGCUCCAGUAAUCGGCUGGACAGCUCGCAGCCGUCCCCGUCCCCGUCGCCAUCGCCCACGGCCGCUGCGGCGGCUGCGCCGGUCCUGGUGCUCUCGAACUCCGGCAAGAGGAUGGACCAGGCGGGGCGGAAGAAGUACGUCAAGCAGGUGACCGGCCGACACAACGAUACGGAGCUCCACCUCGCCGCGCAGCGCGGAGACCUCGAGGCUGUGCGCCAGAUCAUCGCCGAAAUCAACGCGCAGAUGACUGGCACUGGGGAGGAGUUCGACACUGAGGUCGCGGAGAUCCGCGCCGCCGUGGUGAACGAGCCCAACGAGGUGGAGGAGACCGCGCUGCUCAUCGCCGCGGAGAGGGGGUUCCUUGACAUCGUCGUCGAGCUGCUCAAGCACUCCGACAAGGAGAGCCUCACGAGGAAGAACAAGUCCGGAUUCGAUGCUCUACAUGUCGCCGCAAAAGAAGGCCACCGAGAUAUUGUAAAGGUACUCCUGGAUCAUGAUCCAUCCCUUGGGAAGACGUUUGGCCAAUCAAAUGUGACGCCUCUGAUAACCGCAGCGAUUAGAGGCCACAUUGAGGUAGUGAACCUGCUACUGGAGAGAGUUUCUGGGUUGGUUGAGAUAUCAAAGGGGAAUGGAAAGAACGCCUUGCAUUUUGCUGCCCGUCAGGGGCAUGUUGAAAUUGUCAAGGCUUUGCUAGACGCAGAUCCUCAGCUUGCUCGGAGGACUGAUAAGAAAGGCCAGACUGCUUUGCACAUGGCAGUGAAAGGAACUAGUGCGGGGGUUGUUAGGGCACUAGUGAAUGCUGAUCCAGCUAUUGUCAUGCUACCUGACAGAAAUGGCAACUUAGCUUUGCAUGUUGCCACUAGGAAGAAACGAUCAGAGAUUGUAAAUGAGCUUCUGCUUCUUCCAGACAUGAAUGUCAAUGCACUUACUAGGGAUCGCAAGACUGCAUUUGACAUAGCUGAGGGUCUUCCACUUUCAGAGGAAUCUGCAGAGAUAAAGGAUUGUCUCUCUCGUGCUGGCGCAGUCAGAGCAAAUGAUCUGAACCAGCCUCGAGACGAGCUCAGAAAAACAGUGACUGAGAUCAAGAAGGAUGUGCACACACAACUUGAGCAAGCAAGAAAAACCAACAAAAAUGUUUCUGGCAUAGCAAAGGAGCUGAGGAAACUCCAUAGGGAAGGCAUCAACAAUGCAACCAAUUCUGUCACCGUUGUGGCUGUGCUCUUUGCUACGGUUGCAUUUGCUGCAAUAUUCACUGUGCCAGGCGGUAAUGAUAACAACGGUGUGGCAAUAGCUGUGCAUGCAGUAUCCUUCAAGGUCUUCUUCAUCUUCAAUGCCAUCGCCUUGUUCACAUCAUUAGCAGUAGUGGUGGUUCAGAUUACACUUGUUAGGGGUGAGACUAAAGCAGAGAGGAGGGUAGUCGGGGUUAUCAACAAGUUGAUGUGGUUGGCUUCUGUGUGCACUACAGUGGCGUUCAUUUCAUCUGCUUAUAUUGUGGUUGGUCGUCACUUCCAGUGGGCAGCGCUUCUGGUGACCCUCGUUGGUGGAAUGAUCAUGGCCGGUGUGCUUGGUACAAUGACCUACUAUGUGGUGAGAUCCAAGCGCACGCGUUCAAUCAGGAAGAAGGUGAAAUCGACAAGGAGGAGUGGCUCAAACUCGUGGCAGCAGAACUCAGACUUCUCAGAUUCAGAGAUAGACCGGAUAUACGCCAUAUGAAGCCUCAUUUCGGUUAGGUGAUGAUGAUCCCUGAGCUUUUUGGCAGUCAUACUACAAGAUGUAAAAAAUGAAAAAAAGGAUGUUAUAAACAGCAUAACCCUUGAGAUUACUAGGGGUUUACUGCAUACAUUCCAAUAAACUGGUGUAAUCUGCCAUUUCCUGUUCCUGGAUCAGCAGGAGCUAGCCGACAGUGCUGUUGUAUACUAGUACUACAGAUAGAUUGGUAAUUAGAAUAUGCAGCCUGUGCUGUGCUCCAUGUGCAUUGCCUUCAACUGCAUAUCUUCUUUUUUAUACUACAACAAUGAUUAGCAGGAUGAUAUAUAUGUAUGCUCCCCUGUUAUAUGUAAAAUUUGUAUAGGGUAGAUUUGUUUGGUCU
Messenger RNA from Oryza brachyantha (malo sina), 2741 nucleotides. RefSeq names its product ankyrin repeat-containing protein ITN1. Gene Ontology annotation, molecular function: protein phosphatase regulator activity; protein phosphatase 1 binding. NCBI's taxonomy places the organism in Eukaryota, Viridiplantae, Streptophyta, Magnoliopsida, Poales, Poaceae. The record is from RefSeq and is a predicted model, not a curated record. Gene Ontology annotation, cellular component: plasma membrane. Bases 272 to 2365 code for a protein of 697 amino acids. The transcript has 4 exons.